Molecule: messenger RNA, 3100 nt
Organism: Vitrella brassicaformis
Lineage: Eukaryota; Vitrellaceae
Source: the annotation of a GenBank genome assembly
GGGUUUGACGGCCACACACAGGUUCGCGCAUUGCUAUGAGUCGACACUUCCUUCACACGCACCCACCCUGACGACGCCAAAUACACGGGUGCCUCGACAAUGUCCCUUUUGCAAUGUGUGAUUGAUUAUCUACAGUCUCUGCACAAGCAGCACGCCUCGCCCGGCGCGCCAACAGCUCAGCUCAGUCACUAUGUACAAGCAUGCACUGGCAGAUCCUGACAGACUCCCUAGCUAGAGCUGAUCUCCCUUACGAGCCGCUAGAACCGUCUCGCGCGAUGCCAGCGACUGAUUCAGGAACUUCUCUAAGAAGGCCUCCACCUGCACCCACACACGCAACGAACAGCAUCUUGCUUGACUCAUCAGCGGCCUGCAGUGGCCUGCCUGCCUGUGUGUGUGUGUUGCUGACCAUUCAUACCAUGUCGUCCGAGAAUGAGGUGAGUGUGGGGAAUGCGACGACAAAGUCGUCCCGGUCGUUGAAGCAGUGGUGGGAUGGGGUGUGUCGGCAGAUGGCCCACGGGUAGGCGUUGAUCCAACGCUGAGGCACAAGACGCACCUGCACAGCACACCACACACACACAUCAGCCAGCCCCAUGAUGCGCAUCCCGUCCGUCCAUGUCAUCAUGUGGCCAUACAAACCUGUGUGGGAUACUCCAGCUCGUCCCAUGAGGCGGGCCGCCAUGGAUUCCCCCCGUUGAUCUUCGACAGGUCGUACAUCUGCAGGCCGGCGCUGCCCGUGCUGCUGUCCUGCCGCAGGGGCAGCGGUAGGGGAGGUAUUGGCGUCGUUGCCAAAGGGCGAAUGAGGUGCCACAAGAGGGAGAACUGGUCUCUGACAUUCAAUUCACACAGACAGACACCAUACACAGUGGUGGUGAUGGUGAGCGGGGUGUGGGGUGGGUGCAGUGCGUGGUCUUGUCUGGUGACCUGACGUACCUGAGGUCGUGUCGCAGGAAAGGGUUGGACGGCCCAUCUGGUCCGUAUACCUCUCGCAGGAACUGCUUCGACCAGGGACUGUUGCGGACCAACCAGUUCCCUGCACACACACACACGGCCACCAAUGGGAUGGACGAGAUGGCCUUUUUGCUUUGCCUGUCUGUCUGUCUGUCUCCGUGCAGGCUCUGCUCCCUCUCACCUCCCGCGAGCCCUCGCCCGUCCUCCGAUAUCAGCAGAUGCACAGAUGGAUCCAGCCACGGCCAGCCAUCUGACGUGUUGUUGUUGUUGUUGGCCCUCGGUGCGAGAUCUUGGCACUGGUGCUUUGCACGGCACUGCCGUGCUGCCGCUGGUGUCGCUGGUGGUGGUGUGGCCGUCCCUACAGUGUGGUGGAUGAGGAAGUCUAUGGUGUGUGUCAUGUUGGCGAACAUCGAGUCGCAAUCCAUCCACAGCAACCAAUCGUACGACUCCUGACACACACACACACACACAGAGAGAGAGAGAGAGAUUGGCCCGCCGACAAUAUUUGGCUGUCUUGCUGUGUUACCGACCGUCUCCAGGUGGUGCAGGGUGAGUGCAAUCGCCCCCCACACAGGAUGCCUCUGAGCAGCCGGUGUGGUGGCGCUGCCGUGUGGUGACGCAUGUGGCGGCCUCGAUGUGUAGAAAUGGUUGGCGUAGCCGUGGAGGGACGUGUAGCCCUCACGGUUGGCCCGGGAGGUGCGGGGAAGGGGCGAACCUAUCCACACACACACACACACACAGAGAGAGAGAGAGAGAUCCAUGCGCUUUGUUGUGGGGGCCCUAGGCUGCCCUGUCUGUGUGUGUGUGUGUGUGUGUGUGUGGUCUGACUGACCUUCUGGGUAUUCACACAGCGUCACCACGCCGAUCCGCAAAGAGCCUGAGAUGAGCAAUCUCGGUGGCUGCUGUGUGUGUGUGGUGCAAUGGAUCCCGUCCCAUCCCAUCCCAUCCCCCACCCCUCCCUCGGUCGUCCCUCACUUUUGUAGUCGAUGGGUGUGUCCGCCUGCGGCUGGGGCAGGCCCUCCACCUGGUUGCGGCCCAGCUGAGCUGAAAAGCACCAGCAGUAGCGACAAACAGACAGACAGGUGAGAUCAGCUCCAUGUGGCUGUAGGUGUGCUCACAGAUGAAUACCAGCAAGGGUGAGGUAGUCCUUCAUGAAGUCAGACCACUGAAUGCCCCACAGAUGUCCGCCAUCCAGACACUCGAGGCCUGAAUGAAGAGAACCAAGCAGAAGGAAGAAGAAGGAAGGCAUCACAUCAUGGGCGAGGGAGGCGACAGUGGAUGUGAUGUGUGCAGUGCAAGCCCGCGUGGCGCCUGACCCUUAUCGGUCCUCGAGGUUUGCCACACCUGGCUCAUGGCCAGUUGGUGCAGAUUGUGGGCACGCUGGUAGUAACCCUGAACCAACCAACCAACCAACCAACGAAGGGGAAAGAAGCACAUGUGUGCUGAUGAUCCAUCAAUCCCCCCCCACCUGUGCUGUGCCCACCCGUUUUCUGAAGAAUGUGGCCAGCCGGUACAAGACGGCCGCCAGCGCCAUGGGACACGCCAGGGCGGUGGCGGCGUCCAUCCCAUAACCAUCAGCUAACUCCAGCCACACCGACUGCACACACACAGCCCAACAGACACACACACACACACACACACACAGGCCAGCAAACAGUCAAAUGCCUUCACCGUGUUCCUCCUUUGGCCGUGCGCCCACCAGUGCUUCGACGUCCCUCCCUUGUGCCUCGAGAGCGCUUGCAGUGGCAUAGCCGUCACGAAACACCGCCCAUCCUGACCGACCAAGGCAGCAGCGCAUUGCAAUGGCAGAUCUGUCAUUGCGGUCCAUCAAAAUAUAUGGGCACCUCGGGACCCUGCCCUGUUGCUGCUGCUGCUGUCGCUGUCGCACCGGACAAACAGCCGCUCGCACUCUGAAACACAAUCAUACACAUCCACACACACGCGGCCAUGCAUUCAUCAUUGUCAGUUUUCGCCGCUCACCGUCAAUUCCCUUUGAUGAGGCUUGAUUUGAGGAGUCAGAAGCAGCAUUGGAUCUGUGCAGCAUCGCGGCCGUGAUGAGGAGCAGGGAUGGAAGGGAAGUCAUGAUCAAUUGCACUCGUGUUGGUAUGAUCUGUGGGAGAUUGGUAGCUGAUCCUCGCAGUCCAAGACGCUC